AUGUACGGAGAGAAUGUUUACGAAACCUUAGAUUCUAUUAGGCUUCAAUUGCUCGGAGAUUCCGAUGUUUUUACAUUCAAAGCUUCGUCUAAUGUUCCAGUUUUUUGUGGGAGCUUCAGUUUCAACAAAUUGUACCCAUGUAUGAGUGAGAAUUGGGGAGAACUUCCUCUCAAAGAAGAUGAUUCAGAGGAUAUGCUACUCUACGGUGUACUUCGUGAUGCUGUUAAUGUUGGGUGGGUUCCAUCUCUCGACGGAGCUUCACCGGGGAGUUUUUCGUCGUGUUUCAUGCAGUCGGAGAUAGUAAAGUCAGAGUCGGAUGUUUUUCCGGUGGUGAAGAGUGUGUCUGAGAAUGUUGUUCCUGCUCCGGCGAAGGGUAAGCAUUACCGGGGAGUGAGGCGACGGCCGUGGGGGAAGUUUGCGGCGGAGAUUCGUGACCCGGUUAAAAAUGGGGCGCGGGUUUGGCUUGGAACAUUUGAAACGGCUGAGGAUGCGGCUUUGGCUUAUGAUCGAGCUGCGUACAGGAUGCGUGGCUCGCGGGCUAUAUUGAAUUUUCCGGAUCGGGUUAAUUCGGGUGAGCCCGAGCCGGUUAGAGUACCUUCGAAGCGAUUUUCGGCGUCGGAGUUGUCUUCUUCGUCGUCGGAGAGUGGGUCGUCGGUGAAACGGAGGAAGAAGGUGGUGGAGCCAAUUGUGAAAGCUCAAGCUGGAUUGAAAAUGGUGCAAGUGGAAAGCCAGGUGAUACAACGCACACGUGGAGAUAAAUUAUUGGGCAAUUGA
Molecule: messenger RNA, 774 nt
Organism: Vicia faba (fava bean)
Lineage: Eukaryota; Viridiplantae; Streptophyta; Magnoliopsida; Fabales; Fabaceae
Source: the annotation of a GenBank genome assembly